Messenger RNA from Pomacea canaliculata, 5175 nucleotides. Its product is annotated as ras-related protein Rab-22A-like. NCBI's taxonomy places the organism in Eukaryota, Metazoa, Mollusca, Gastropoda, Architaenioglossa, Ampullariidae. Bases 84 to 785 code for a protein of 233 amino acids. The transcript has 7 exons. Gene Ontology annotation, molecular function: GTPase activity; GTP binding. The record is from RefSeq and is a predicted model, not a curated record.
AGAGUAUCAGUCAUGUGACCGUUCAAAAUGGCGCCUGGAAGCAGAAGGAAGUUUUAUUCAUCGACUAAACCUUAGAAUCACACAUGGCGCAGAGGUCUCGGGGUGAUGAUCCCGAAGCAGAAAUAAGAACAAUGCAGAUGCGAGAUGUCAAAGUGUGCCUCUUAGGGGACUCUGGUGUGGGGAAGUCUAGCAUUGUAAUGAGGUUUGUCAGCAACACUUACAAACCAUCCCUGGAAAGUACAAUUGGGGCAUCAUUUAUGAACAAAUCUCUCGUGGUUGAUGGCAUGGGGUACAGGUUCCAAAUAUGGGACACUGCUGGGCAGGAAAAGUAUCGUGCCUUAGCUCCCAUGUACUACCGAGGUGCCGCAGCAGCAGUGAUAGUCUACGACACAACACGAGAGGUGACAUACAGAGCUGUGAAAAGCUGGGUGAAUGAACUUCGUUCUUAUGGACCUCCAAAAAUAGUCAUCGCCAUAGCUGGCAACAAAUGUGACCUUGAAGACUUGAGAGAAGUUAACAGAAAAGAUGCUGAAGAUUAUGCUCGAUCAAUCAGUGCUAUAUUCUGUGAGACAAGUGCUGUCACAGCUAUCAACGUUGAGGAUCUCUUUAUGGCUGUUGCUCGGCAGCUUCCACUAGAAGAUUUUUCAGAUGGUGACAGACGGAAUGGCAGUACAGUCAAUCUACGCAGCAGUCCUGAACAACGCAAGAAGCAGUGCUGUUCUGGUGGCAAGAAUUCUCCAUCAAGUUCUAGCACUAGCAGACCACAGAGCAGUAGACAGUCUUAAUGGUUAGUGAUUGUUAGCUGAUUAAAUAUGAUCUGUUUUAACUGGUUGUGGCCUUUUCACAGUUUUACUGUGUGAAGGAAAUGUAUGCUUCUUGUUUAAUUCUAUGAGCCUGAAGUGUGUGAUAUUUCCUGAGUUAUUCAUGCCACAGCACCUUUAAUUGUUCAACUUGAUGGAGCUAUAUAUAAAAUGAAACAUGGUAUUACUUUUGAUUUGGUCAUCUGAUGGUAUUAUUAACAUAUCUUUCUAUUUGCGGUGGAAACAAAUAAGCGUUUGCUCUGUUAAUAAAAUAACAGUGUAAUAAUGAACACGUGGAAAGAAGGAAAGUAAUGGUGUGAAUCACUGGUGCAGAUUUCUUUCAUUUAGAUCAUAUCUCCCUCCCCCCACCCACCAAUGAAUUGAUAAAUGAUGCACAGGAUUUUGUGGUUCUUUGUUAUGUGCCAAAUGCGCUACAAUCAUUAGGAUUUUUUAAAUUAUAUGACGAUUAUGGAUAUGUCUUGCACACAUACAUUGUUUAAAAAAAUUAAAUGGAUUUUCGUAUUAAUGAUUUGUCUGACAGCAUAUACCAAAAAAAAAAAAAAUAUUCAGAACUUAUUUUUUAGCAUUUUUAUUCACUGUGUUAGCAGCCAUCAAUGAUUUUGGCAGUGUUGAGAGAAUUUUCAGUAUUUUCACUACCUUUUGCAGUUAUAGCUUUUAAAUGAAAGAGCGAUAAAAGAAAUCUGUUCUGAACUCUAUUACUCUGUCUACUGGUUAAGACAUUGAUACAGACUAAUACAAGGUAGGAAAUAAUAAUGGCAGAUGAAAGAGUUCAAGUUAAAAACUAUGGUUACAGGAACAAGUCAUAUGUGAAAUAAAAAGGUUGUGAAAGGACAACAGAUAGCUGUCAGCAAGGUAUAGGCUUCCAUUGAUUUAUGCUUGUGUUUUAUCUUGAUGUGAAUACACACUUGAACUAACUUGCAGAUGUACAUAGUAUUGUUAAUAUUUUACCGUUGCAAAGAUAUUUCAGUGAAAAAAUCCUACUUGGCAUGUGUUUGAAAAAACGUAUUUCAACAUUUUUGUUUUUCCUUUUUACUUUGCUGAUCUAUAUUCAUCUGGUAAGUAAUGAAAUAUAUAAAUGGCACAUCAGCAAACUGUAUAUUUAAAGCCAGUUUGUGAAACAUUUCCUCAGUGCAGUCACUCAGCACCUUUCGAUAGGUGCAAAUUACAAGAAAAUUGUGUACUACAGGUGAAACCUGAACCGGUGAAAACUCGGGCUUUUCCAGAUAAGACAUUUUUGUAAGUUUAAGUGGCAAAAGGCAAAUGUAAAUUUUUGUAAAUUAAUAUUGCAGAAAGUAAUCCAGGUCUUAUGGGGUCUUUUAUAUAAAAUUCAUUGCAAUCAGUGUUAUUUGUUAAUUUGACUAAAGUACUUUGUUUGCACUUGAACACCUUUUAAUGACUUGCAGCAUUUGUUCAUCUAGACAUUAUUUUGCAUGUCUAAGAGGAAAAAAAAAUUACUGAUUUCUUUUGUUGAGAAAUGUUAUCUGUUAUGACUUGCUUUCAUAAAGCAUGCUGCAUGUGUACAUUCCUCUUGUUCAUAGUGAUCACCUUGUGAAUGAGGCCUCUAAUGAUGGCCCUUAUCUAUGAGGUAAGGUACAUUGAUCAACAUUUUCUACCAAAAUUAUGGGUCGUCUAUUGAAAGACUGGUUGCUUUUUGUAAUGGGAAACAUUGAGUCUUUAUUAUUUCAAUCAUUCCUACUUGUGUGCAUGUCAGGGGAAGUGGGUAGCUGGAUGGUUAGAACACUGGCAUCAAAACUCUGAUUGCUGGUUCUAUAACUUUGUCUUCCAGUCGACCCAUCUGUCAGCAAUGGGUACCUAACUCCAAAGUGUUGGGGAAUGUAAGACAGUGAGGGAGAAAAGAUGGGCACCACCCUAACAUAAAACUACCCCCCCCCCAAAAAAAAAACAAAACAAAAAAAAACCACCUCAGUCUUAACAACGUGAAAAUGUUAGGUGACAACCUUUGAUUUUACCUUUAACUUCACGUCCGUGUUUAACUUCAAGUGUUACUGGUAAAACAACAUAUCAUUGACUAACAGGUCUGUAAUGGAAGUCAUUAGAAAGGAUAGAUUUGUCAUGCAGGACAUGUUUUUAUAAACCUUUUUGGAAACUUGAAUAAGAAAAUAUAUCUGAAGGGAAGAGUACAUGCAACGCAGGUACAGUUGUAUUGUGUUCUGUUUGCUUUUGUUGAGAUAAUUGCCGUCCUGUUUGGUUUAUGUUGGAUAUGCUCAAGAUAAGUCUUUGCCCACAACAAAAUCGACUUAUGGUUGGCAGCCCUUACAAUGCAUUAUGGUAGCACACGUCUGAUUGGAAUGAGUUCAUGAUGUACAAACUUAUUUUUACAGCUGGAGUCUUCAUAUUGUUUUGGCCCUCAUGUGCCUGAACAGUAACUUAUUAAGUGCCUAAACAGUAACCUAUCACUGCAGUAUUAUACUAAUAUUGUGACAAGCUGUGUAACACUGACUGAUAUGUUACUUGCUGGUGUAGUAUUCUGCUGCUUGAAAGGCACAAGAGACAGCUAUAAAUUUUUAAUCAAAUAUCAUUCCUGGUGUGUUUCAGAUUAUUUCCUCAAUGUACCUAUGAACUUUGCACUUCAAGGCAAACUUUGGCUUUUAAAAUGUAUGCAGCUGUAUUUGUCAAUUUAUAAAGUGAUAUAAAAGAGCUUGUGCAAUAUAUAAUAAUAUGUUGGUAUACAGAUUACUGUAUGAUAUGAGUGUUUAUCUGCUUGCUUGUACAAUGAACCAUUUACCAAUGGAGAUUUUUUUAGUUAACUGAAGUAGCAAAUAUUUGAUACAAAUGGCAGUUGUAAAGGUAAACAGUAUCUUAAUUGUCCAUUACAGAAAGAAAUAUUACAGCAGUCAUGUUAAAUCUUAUAAAGAAGAAUAAAGCAGCAGGCAAGGUUGAUUUCUCUGUCAUACCAUGAAUGGGAUAUUAGUUCUUGGUCAUACUAAGUCAUACCCCAUGUAAAUCCACACUGUUUAUCUAUUCUUUACCACAUGUGGCAUGAGUUUUCCUUUUUUUUUUCUCUCUCUCUCUCUGUGAAGGCUUUGUAUAUUAGGUUGGUAUAUUCUGCUUUGCAGUAUGUUUAUUUUCUGCAUUCAUAGAUGUUGCUGGUGGCUUCAAAUGAAAGAGAAAAAAGAGAUUUACUUUGCAGAGCUAAUUUGUGAUAAUUUUACUCUGCAUCCCAAAAAUGGACAACUUUGUAACUUGCAAUGAAGAGAAAGUCAAAGAGAUAUGAAGUGAGCUAUAUGGUAGAAUUUCAUGUGUCCCACAUUCACAGGAAGCAGGUGGUAGCAUCUCUGGCACCUUUUAUCUGCUCAGUAAGAGUGCACUUUGUACCAGCAGUCACUUGGGAGAUGAUGGGUAAUGGAAAUACACUGUUAAAGCGAAUGCAGUGACCUUCAAAGAUUAUUUUGUAAUUUCUUGCUUGAAACAUAACCACUGUUUACUACAGUUACAACAUUGAUGGUGUUUAGUGGUAUAGCUUGCAGUAAUUAUUUUUUCCCAGACUUCUUUCAUGCAUGGUCUAUGUGAUCUCUGUUGGUAUGAUAUAAAGCUUAUAUUUGUAAUUACAAUUGAUUGAUGAAUAUGAAAAUGAAAUGAUACAAGUAAAAGACUUAUGAGAGGUUCAGGUAAUCUCUUGUGUGAUUUUCUUUGAUUAGGAGCAAUAUUAACUGAGACAUGAAUUAUUUUUUGUAGAAGUGUCACAGUUCAUUAUACUGUACAAGUUAAACUGAAUUUAUGCAAAGUUACAAGAUUUAUUUAGAUACAGUUUCUCUACAUCCAAUUAAAAAAAAAAUCUGUCUUGUUGAGAACAUUCUUCAAGAAAAUUUGAAUCAUUUUUAGACCUGGACUGAAUUCAAUACCCUACUUUUCAUACAUUUUCUAUUUCCAUCACACAGAAAUCAAAAAGUAUGAAAUACGUUACUCAACUCAAAAUUGUUUUCACUUCACCAGUGUAUUUGGUUUUCAUGCUAUUCACUAUUAGCCUUUUUGCAUGUGCCCCAAACCCUUAUUUAGCUGACCAGCUAUCAGUAGAAAUUAUUUGAGAUUAGCAGUACUCUUGAAUCUUUUUUAAUUAACCCUUGGUACAGUUGCAUUUAAUAUAUCUACAACACAGUUCUGAAAACGAUAAAUAAUGUUCUUUGGAUUAACUAAAUCUUUGGUAUAGUUUUAGAAUUUUAUGAAAGUGAUUGUUGGGAUUGAUUAUUUUUUUUGGUAAAGAUUUAAAAAUAAUUGAUAUCAGGAUAACAUGCAUCGAUUAUCAAAACACUUUCGCUUGUGAUUCAUUAAGUUUAUUAUUAUUUUUGCUAGUGAAAGACAAAUUUAAAAAAUAAAGAUGUUAUUGAUACUUAAA